AAGGCAACGUGUCUAACCUACGUAUUACGUAUACAAAAGGCUAGCUUCCCAAUUGAAGCUAACCCUAGUUACUGGCUAGUCUACGAUUUGCAAUUUACUGUAUACAAGUCUCUUUUUACUGGGAUAUUCGUGCAUUUUUUUUGUGAGGCUCGUCGACACUGAAAACGCAUCAUGUCGUACAUGCUCCCGCAUCUCCACAAUGGCUGGCAGGUCGACCAGGCGAUCCUCUCUGAAGAGGACCGGGUGUUGGUGAUCCGUUUUGGUCACGAUUGGGAUCCCACAUGCAUGAAAAUGGACGAAGUUCUGUACAGCAUUGCCGAGAAGGUUAAGAACUUUGCAGUGAUUUACUUGGUGGACAUCACAGAGGUGCCCGACUUCAACAAGAUGUACGAGUUGUACGACCCGUGCACGGUCAUGUUCUUCUUCAGGAACAAGCACAUCAUGAUUGAUUUGGGCACGGGCAACAACAACAAGAUCAACUGGACCAUGGAGGACAAGCAGGAGAUGAUAGACAUUGUCGAGACCGUGUACAGGGGAGCGAGAAAAGGAAGAGGUCUUGUAGUUUCACCAAAGGACUACUCUACAAAAUACAGAUAUUGAUUGUUUUGUUUUGGAUUUUAUCAUGGACUUUAUUUGUGUUUCCUUGUUGAAUUUUUUGGGACAAAAGACUACAUGUAAGAAUUUGUUUUGCAUCUAUGCAGUUUGUCAGUUACCCCAACACCUCCAUCGCAACAAAUUAAAGCAGGCCAAUAUUCUUAUUCUGUGAAUAAACAUUCGGCAUGUGA
This is a messenger RNA of Gadus chalcogrammus (walleye pollock), 785 nucleotides long. It is a transcript of the gene txnl4a, whose product is annotated as thioredoxin-like 4A. The record is from RefSeq and is a predicted model, not a curated record. Gene Ontology annotation, biological process: mRNA splicing, via spliceosome. Gene Ontology annotation, cellular component: spliceosomal complex; U4/U6 x U5 tri-snRNP complex; U5 snRNP. NCBI's taxonomy places the organism in Eukaryota, Metazoa, Chordata, Actinopteri, Gadiformes, Gadidae. The transcript is spliced from 4 exons. The coding region runs from base 172 to 600 and encodes 142 amino acids.